Molecule: messenger RNA, 6057 nt
Organism: Megalops cyprinoides (Indo-Pacific tarpon)
Lineage: Eukaryota; Metazoa; Chordata; Actinopteri; Elopiformes; Megalopidae
Gene: ralgapa2
Product: Ral GTPase activating protein catalytic subunit alpha 2
Exons: 39
Coding region: 114-5894 (1926 amino acids)
Biological process (GO): regulation of small GTPase mediated signal transduction; positive regulation of GTPase activity
Cellular component (GO): nucleus; cytoplasm
Molecular function (GO): GTPase activator activity
Source: RefSeq, a predicted model, not a curated record
CGUAAGUUCACCAGCUAGGCACAGUACGAUCGCGGAGAAAGUGACACAUUCGGGGGACUGCAUGGUCAAAAACGAGUAAAAACCCAGCUUCCGUAAUAGCCUUCUACAGCGGAAUGUUUUCUCGAAGGGGCCAUGGAGACGUCAAGAAAUCUACACAGAAAGUUCUGGACCCAAAGAAGGAUGUCCUGACCCGGUUGAAGCACCUCCGAUCGCUGCUCGAUAUCAUCGACAAGAGCGAACUGAAGGCAUUCUUUGAGACCAACUGCUCUCAGAUCUAUUUUAUCUUCUAUGAAAAUUUCAUUACACUGGAAAGCAACUUAAAACAAAAAGGGAACAAGUCUCAACGGGAGGAGCUGGACUCCAUUCUCUUUAUUUUUGAAAAAAUACUUCAACUUCUUCCAGAGAAGAUUAACAGUAGAUGGCAGUUCCACAGUAUAGGUUCUAUUCUGAAGAAGCUUUUGCACACUGGAAACUCUUUCAAGAUCCGAUGCGAGGGGAUCCGGCUCUUCCUGCUCUGGUUGCAGGCGCUGCAGAACCAGUGUGCGGAGGAGCAGUUCCUGAUCUUCGCCUGCCUGGUGCCGGGCUUCCCAGCCGUCCCCUCCUCCCGCGGGCCCUGCACCCUCGACACCAUCAUCUACAACCCUUUCUCCAACCCGCCCGACGCCAAGGUGGUCCCUGAGGAGAUCACGCCGCUUGUUCCUGCUGUGCCUGGCGAGAAGGUGGCUGAUGACCAGACCUGCUACAUUCUCCAAACUCUGCUCAAGUUCAUGGUCAUCCAGGCAUCCAGUCUAGAGUGGAGAAACAAAGACCAACAAGACAGCGGCUUCAGGUUCCUCUUCUCUCUCUUCAAGAAAUUCUACCUUCCACACCUAUUCCCCACCUUCACCAAGCUCACCAACCUCUAUAAGCCUCUUUUAGACCUCCCCCACCACAGACCAAAGCCCCUGUACGUCCCGGUGACGCGGAACAAUGAGAGCACCUUCUGCACUCGGGACCAGUACCUGGCCCCCCGCGUGGCCUUCAUCACCUGGCUGGUCACCUUCUUCCUGGAGAAGAAGUACGUCAGCUCGUCCAUCCCUAACGCCAAGAACGGGACAGAGGUGCUGCCCAAGCUCAUCCAGACUGUGACCGCGGGCGGUGGCAGUCAGGAGAAGGCGGUGGAGCCGGAGCCCAAUGGGCCGUUGGAGCAGGAGAAGAGCCACUCCAACAGCAGCACGCUUUCGGAGCGUCGGCCGAGCACCUCCAGCGUGUGCAGCAUCGAGGAGGAGCACCGCGGCGUCUACGACAUGGUGCACUGCAUCCUACUGUCCACCCGCGACAACGUCAACUUCGUCAACGAGGUCUUCCAUCAGGCCUUCCUGCUGCCCUCCUGCGAGGCCUCGGCGACCCGGAAGGUGAUUAAAGUUUACAGGAAGUGGAUCUUGCAGGACAAGCCAGCGUUCAUGACGGAGCCGGACAAGGGCAGCCAAGAGGAGGAGAGCGAGGAGGACGGGUCAGAGCCGCUGCUGACCACAGAGACUGACAGCUCGCACACGCAGGCGCUGGAGAGCCACGGGCACAAGCGUUCGUCCAGCUGGGGACGCACUUACUCCUUCAGCAGCGCCAUCAGCCGGGGCUGCCUGACCGAGGAGCAGAACCACGACGUCAAGGCUGGCAUCCAGCCCACCCUGCAGGUUUUCCUGACCAACUCGGCAAACGUGUUCCUGCUGGAGCCCUGCCAGGACGUGCCCAAGCUGAUGGAGAACCAGGUGGAGGUGUGCAAAGGCGUGCUCAGCAUCUACCGGCAGAUGAUCAUGGAGCCCACCAUGAACAGGAAGACCUGGGAGCAGAUGCUGCAGGUGCUUCUGAGGAUCACGGAGGCGGUGAUGAAGCGGCCGCAGGAGAACCAAAGAAAGGACCCCUUCGCCGAGAAGCUGGCUGCCCUCCUCUUCCGGACGAUCAUCGUGGCGUGGGUCCGGGCCAACCUGAGCGUGUUCAUCUCGCGGGAGCUGUGGGACGAGCUGCUGGCCGUGCUGUCCUCGCUCACCGAGUGGGAGGAGCUGAUCAACGAGUGGGCCAACAUCAUGGACUCGCUGACCGCCGUGCUGGCUCGCUUCGUCUACAACCUGGACAUGGCCAACCUGCCGCUGGACAAGCUGAGCGAGCAGAAGGAGAAGAAGCAGAGGGGCAGGGGGGUGAUCCCGGACCCUCAGAAAGCGGCCUCCGUGGGGCGCUCUUUCUCCCUGAGCUGGAGGAACCAGGGGGACGGGGGGGUGCAGGAGCCCAUGCGUUUCCGCAGUGCCACCACAUCGGGGGCGCCCGGGGUGGAGAAAGCCCGAAACAGCGUCAGGCAGAAGGCGACAGACGUGGAGGAGGGCCAGCUGGUGGAGUGUGCCGGGGAGGGCGAGCCCGGGGACGGAGACACACCCCUCCCUCGCAGCAGCAGCACCUCUGACAUCACGCAGCCGCUGUCCGACGCCUUCCAAGGUCAGGAGAGGGAGUACUCGCCCAACGCCAGCAUCUCGGACGGCCGCGUGUGUGUUUCGGAGAGCGCCGGCUCAGGGAGGAGGGACGGCGAGCCGCCUGUGAUUUUGAUUCGGCGGAGUAGCAGUCCCGCUGACCUGGACUACGCUGGGGAGGGCCAGACGCCGUACGGGAGGGCCAAGCUGCGUGAGAAAAGCGAGAGCGUGAGCAGCGAGACCUCCAACGGGUGCCUCAAUGACGCCGACGUCAGCCUGCUGUCCUGGCAGGCCUUCGAGGAGGAGCCGGACUCCCAGUCGCCCCACGAUGUCACCGUCGACCCCGACCCCCGGGGGGGUCUCCUGCUGAGCCGCACGGAGGCGCUGGCAGACAGCAGCGAGUGCCUGACGGAUGACAUCAGCAUCAUCGCCGGGGGCAAUCUCACCGGCUGGCAUGCCGACUCCGCAGCUGUGAUCUGGAGGAGGAUUCUGGGAAUCCUCGGAGACGUCAACAGCAUCCGCUGCCCCAAGAUUCACGCCAAGGUGUUCUGCUACCUCUACGAGCUCUGGCACAAGCUGGCCAAGAUCAGAGACAAUCUGGGAAUCAGUGUGGAUAAUCAGUCGUCCCCGCCCCAGCCUGUCCUCAUCCCACCCCUACGCAUGCUGGCCUCCUGGCUCUUCAAGGCCACUGCGCUGCCUGUGGAGUAUAAGGCAGGGAAGCUGCAGGCCUACAAGCUGAUCUGUGAGAUGAUGACCAAGCGGCAGGAUGUCCUGCCCAACAGCGACUUCCUGGUGCACUUCUACCACGUCAUGCACAAGGGCUUCAACAGCGACGACCAGGACGUCCUGAACACGGUCAUCCGUCACUGCUCCCCACGGUUUUUCUUCCUGGGCCUGCCGGGCUUCACCAUGCUGCUGGGGGACUUCAUCACGGCCUCUGCGCGCAUCCUCGGCUCCGACGCCAUCGAGGCUCCCAGGAUUGAAGCACAGACAGUGCUGGGGUCACUCGUCUGCUUUCCCAACCUGUACCUGCAGAUUCCCUUUCUGCAGACCGUACCUGGAACCAGUGACAUCAUCGUAGGCAAGGAGGACGUAAAGGACUACCUGAUCAACAUCCUACUGCAGACGGCGCGGAAUGAGCCCAGUGAAGGAGCCAGGUGCAUCGCGGUUUGCAGCCUCGGGGUGUGGAUCUGUGAGGAGCUCGUGCAGCAGACGCACCACCCCCAGGUCAAAGAGGCCGUCAACAUCCUGGGUGUUACACUAAAGUUCGGGAAUAAGGUGGUGGCCCAAGCCGCGUGUGACGUCUUCCAGCUUCUUAUCUGCCACUGGCAACACCUGCAGAAGACCGAGCACUCGCUCCCGAAGAAGAUCACCGAGAUUUUUGUGGCCACCAUCGCAUUUCUUCUGCCAAGUGCGGAGCACUCAACGGUGGAGGCCGAUAAAAAGCUGAUGGUGUCGCUGUUGCUGUGCACGCUGGACUGGUGCAUGGCUCUCCCGCUCAGCACCCUGCUGGAGCCCAUCACCAUGCCGCUGCUGGACGACCCCUCGUCCCACAGGACACCCCUGCUGGACUACAUAUACAGGGUGCUACACUGCUGCGUUUCCGGCUCCACCCUCCACACCCAGCAGAGCCACUACCUCCUCAGCCUGGCCGACCUCUCCUCCAACGACUACGACCCCUUCCUGCCUCUCGGGAACGUCCGCAGCACCGAGCCCCCGCCCCCGCACCCCCCCGCCGACUACAGCAACCUGCUCACCGUGGCCGAGGAGAAGAAGAGGCGGAACAUGGAGCUGAUCCCGCUGACAGCGCGGAUGGUCAUGACGCACCUGGUGAACCACCUGGGCCACCAUCCGCUCAGCGGUGGCCCCGCCCUCCUGCACAGCCUGGUCAGUGAGAACCACGACAACCUGUACGUGGAGUCGUCGGAGCUGUCCUCCGAGGUCUUCAAGAGCCCCAACCUGCAGCUCUUCGUCUUCAACGACAGCACGCUGGUGUCGUGCCUCCAGAUCCCCCCCGUCGAGCACCCCGCGCCAGGCGACCCCCGGCCAGCGGCGUCCGAGGUGCGCAUGAUCGUGCGGGACAUUUCGGGCAAAUACUCCUGGGAUGGCCGGGUCCUCCACCGACCACUGGACGGCGACGGCAGCGAGGUGAGGCCGCCGGAUGUGGCCCUGCGGAUCCCGGAGGAGCCCCCCGCCCCGGGCUGCAGCCUGGUGGCCGGGGACGAGGGUGAGGACGUGCUGGACCUGCUGCUGGAGAGCCUGGGCCACAGCAGCCCGGAGUGCCUCCCCCAGCCCCGGCUCCGACUCAACCAGCCCGCCCCCUCGCCCUUCGGCAUGAACCUGGAGCAGGAGAGCUCCAUCACCGAGGCCGUGCUCCGGCAGACGCAGCAGGAGGAGGAGCAUGUGAGGAGGUGGAGCGGGAACCCCGGCGCCAGGUCCGCCCCGCAGCGGGAGCCCGGCCCCCAGGAGCCCAAAGCGCCCUUCUACUUCUGCAGGCUACUGCUCAACGACCUGGGCAUGAACUCCUGGGACCACAGGAAAAGCUUUCAUCUCCUGAAGAAAAACUCUAAGCUCUUGAGAGAACUGAAGAAUUUGGACUCAAGGCAGUGCCGAGAAACCCACAAGAUUGCUGUGUUCUACAUUGGUGAGGGACAGGAGGACAAGUGCUCCAUCCUGUCGGACACUGAGGGGAGCCAGGCCUACGAGGACUUUGUGUCUGGACUGGGAUGGGAGGUGGACUUGGCCACGCACUGCGGCUUCAUGGGAGGCCUACAGAGGAACGGCAGCACAGGACUCACCGCCCCCUACUACGCUACCUCCACCGUGGAAGUCAUCUUCCACGUCUCCACCCGAAUGCCCUCUGGCUCUGACGACUCCCUCACCAAAAAGCUGCGUCACCUGGGAAACGACGAGGUGCACAUCGUGUGGUCGGAGCACACGCGGGACUACCGCGGCGGGAUCAUCCCCACCGACUUUGGCGACGUGCUGAUCGUCGUGUACCCCAUGAAGAACCGCAUGUUCUUUGUCCAGAUCACGAAGAAGCCGCAGGUCCCCUUCUUCGGCCCUCUGUUUAACGGAGCCAUCGUCACAGGAGCGCUGCUGCCCACUCUGGUCCGCGCCACCUGCAUCAACGCCAGCAGAGCCGUCAAGAGCCGCCUCACGCUCUAUCAGAGCUUCUACGAAGAGCGGGCGCUGUACCUGGAGGCCAUCGUCCAGAACCACAGGGAGGUCAUGACCUUUGAGGAUUUCGCAGCCCAGGUCUUCUCCCCCUCACCGACUUACUACCCCCCCAGCGGGACAGGCUCCCUCAGCGGCAGCACGAGCGCCGAGCUCAGCGUUGCCGUGGGAACGGACUCCGCCGACCAGGUCUCCCCGACGAUGCCGCGUGCCACGAAGAACCGAGUUUCCGGAAAACUCCGCCGUUCAGCCAGCGCCAUAAGCAAGUCCUCCAACUGAGCUCUCCCCCGUCUGUUUUUUAAUCUUUAUUUUCAUUUUUUUAAUGUACAUGUCGUGUUCAGCUCUUAACUUCGCAAGAUUGUUUUAAAACCUCAUACCCCUCAUGACUGCAAUGUUAUGUUCUGUGUUUUUUUUUUUUGUUUGUUUCGUUUUUCAAAUAUUA